This is a messenger RNA of Chlamydomonas reinhardtii, 1119 nucleotides long. RefSeq lists its product as uncharacterized. The transcript is spliced from 10 exons. The record is from RefSeq and is a predicted model, not a curated record. Gene Ontology annotation, molecular function: antiporter activity. Lineage: Eukaryota; Viridiplantae; Chlorophyta; Chlorophyceae; Chlamydomonadales; Chlamydomonadaceae. The coding region runs from base 95 to 1093 and encodes 332 amino acids. Gene Ontology annotation, cellular component: endosome; trans-Golgi network; Golgi apparatus.
CCCAUCAAUUUACAUAUCACUGUUUAACAACAGAGACGUCAAACUACACCUACACCAAACUUGCAAACAUACUGAAACAAAGGAUUUCGCAAGAAUGAGCCAAUCGGCGUACAUGCAACAUGUUGUAACAUAUGGGUACACUGUGCUAUGGAUUUUCCUGUCGGCGGUGGUCAUCCUGGUCAAUAAGUACAUUCUGGACUUCGCUGGUUUCCACUUUCCUAUCGCGCUCACCUUGUCGCACAUGGCCUUCUGCUCGGCUGUGGCGACUGCGCUGAUUAAGCUGGGCUUUGUCAAGGCCAUAGACAUGGACAACACCAUGUACUUCAACAACGUGGUGCCCAUAGCGGCGCUGUUCAGCGGCACGCUGUGGCUGGGCAACGCCGCCUACCUGUACCUGUCCGUGUCCUUCAUCCAGAUGGUCAAGGCCCAAAUGCCUGUCACCGUGUUCCUCACGGGUCUGCUGUUGGGCACGGAGCGCUACAGCUUCCGCUACGCGGCCAACCUGGUGGUGGUGGCCAUUGGUGUCGGCACUGCCUCGUACGGUGAGAUCCAGUUCGACCUGCUGGGCUUCACGCUGCAGAUGGGCUCCAUCGUCACCGAGUCCUUCCGCCUAGUGCUCAUCCAGCUGCUGCUGCAGGCCCGCGGCAUCAAGCUGAACCCCGUGACUACGCUCUACUACAUCGCGCCCGCCUGCUUCCUGUUCCUGUGCUUCCCCUUUACCUUCAUCGAGGCGCCCAAGCUGUUCGCCGCCACCGACCUGCAAGUGCCCUACGGCUUGAUCAGCCUGUCAUGCGUUGCCGCGCUCGCACUGAACAUGUCAGUGUUCUUGCUUAUUGGGCGCUCCAGCGCCCUGACCAUGAACAUCGCCGGCGUCAUCAAGGACUGGCUACUAAUCAUGCUCUCGGUCCUCCUGUACGGGUCGCCCGUCACAACGCUGCAGCUGUUCGGCUACGGCGUUGCGUUCGCUGGCGUGACGUGGUACAACAUCCAGAAGAUUCAGCAGACGAGCCCGCCCCCCGCGGCGGUCCUGACUCAGGAGAAGAGUGAUGACCUCGAAAAGCAACCGCUGGUCCAGGCUGGAGGCAAGAACUGAUUGACCAAGCAGUUUUGUAGAAUUAC